CGGCGGUCAAGUCGUGCUGGGCCGGCGGUGUUGUCGUGUGGUGUGCGUUGGCUGUCCGCGGGCGAGGACGGCUGUUUUCGCCGAGACGCAGGACUUGAAGUGACGGUGACCCUGGAAGAGUACCGGUUGAGGAAAUGUCGCAGAAAGCGAUGGAGGCCUUCUUCCUGCCAAGAAAGCGACGCAAUCCUUGCUCUAAAGAAGAUCAAAAUCAGAAGCGCAGUGGCGCAAAAAGAUUCAAACUGGAUAGUGCGGCUUCAAGUGCAGGGGUUUCUACGCAGGUUAAAUACCAUGAAAAUAAAGAUACUGUGUUGACGGCUCUUGGAGCCCAUGCAAAAGGAAAGGUAGAUGCAAAAGGAGAGGUGGCCAAGCAGCGUCUACCCAGCAGCACUGCUCCUGACACCUCCGGCUUGGCGGGGCCUUCAAGGGAAGCAACUAGCUCCGAGACGAACAAAGCUCAGUGCGUGCGUGAAGAAAGCCUUCACCAGGGUCUGCUGUCGCCCAAGGCGGUUCAGCGCAGGCUGUUCGCGGACGACAAUGACGCUGAAGGGAAACCUGCCCCAAGGGAACAGGUUCAGAAAAUGGCUCCCUCGUCAAAGGUAACAGCGGGGAUGUCCCCUCAAAAGAUGAAAGAUUCGCUGAAAAGCUGUAACAAGAUAGAUCAGCUCAAGGAAAAGUUGGCAUGUUUCAACAGAGCAUCACUGCAACUGAAGGAAUUCGACGGUAAGAUGCAGAGGGUGGGGUUGAAGGGACAGAGCACGGCUUCCAAAGCCCCUCUUGAAUUUGUGGUGUCAAGCCCAGUGAAGACGCCGAAGAAGUGCGCUCUUUCACCAGAGAAAACUCCGGCCUACGAGAGGUUCCAGCACCUUCUCAGGGAUGCGCCGUCGACGUUGACCCUGCCCUACAAGUUCCGGUUUCUGAAGGAGGCAUUCCACUGCCUGGACACUGUAUCAUCAUUCCUUCACAACAGGAAGGAGAUCAUCACAUUUAAGAAACUGAAGGCAUCUGUGCAGGAAAUGCUGAGUAAGAACUUCACUGAGGCACAGCUGGCCCAGAUCAAGACUGUAUUUCCCUUUGCUUACAUAUUCAGAAGAGAGAAAAACUUGCCAAACCACAAGGUCACUCCAGAUAAUAAGGACAAAUGGCAGCUAACAAUCGAAGUCAACACAAAUUUCGAAUCUGACAUGAAGAUGUCUGCUGCCGGCUUUGGUGAGAAGCCGCCGGCGCACUCCGAAUACCGCAAACUCCUGCCGUCCAUGCUAAUCGAGCGGAGCCGGAUCUUCCAUGCCUCCCUGCUGGACAUCAUGCUGCAGCACCACAACGAGUUCCUGCAGUCUCUGGAGCCGCCUGUCUCGGUGGAGGCCUCGCUUAUUACUCGCUGGCACCCUGACUUCCAGCUGGAGGCUGUGCCGGACGUGGUGGCGGCGCCGCUGCCUGCCCCGCCUGCCGACGAGGUGGGCGGCACCGCUCGCCAGGUGCUCGAGCGCGCCCGCACGCUCUUCAGCCGGUACCCGCACCUGCAGCAGUGUCUGGAGUCGGUGGCUGGCGCCGAGCCAGUGCCGGAGGCGGCCACGUUCGUCACCGAGCGCCGCGCCGCGCUGCCGCUAGAGGCGACGGUGGCGCGCCUGGCGGACAGCAGCCGAAGCGUCCCGGACCCGGACGAGCUGAUGCGACACGUCGAGCUGAUGGCGCAGGAGGCGCCCGCCUUUUUGCAGGUCAUGCGACUCAAGUCCGGCACGUUUCUGAAGAUCAACAGGGACAUGGACGUCAAUGUGGUGGUGAAAGAGCUCGAGAGGAAGGCGCAGAAGGCUUGACUUUGAUAGUGUUUCCAAGCGUCGUGUAGAACGAAAUGCAUGGGGUUUUUCCACUGCUUCGUCAUUGUGGCUAUGCAUCAUCAUUACAUACUCGGCGUGCGCCUUGCGCCCCUCAUGUCUCAGUGCGGAGUUCUAGCUCAAAUACAUUCUUUCCCUGGCA
This is a messenger RNA of Pollicipes pollicipes, 1971 nucleotides long. It is a transcript of the gene dup, whose product is annotated as chromatin licensing and DNA replication factor double parked. The transcript has 4 exons. Gene Ontology annotation, cellular component: nucleus. Gene Ontology annotation, molecular function: DNA polymerase binding; DNA binding. Gene Ontology annotation, biological process: DNA replication preinitiation complex assembly; DNA replication checkpoint signaling; mitotic cell cycle. The record is from RefSeq and is a predicted model, not a curated record. Bases 135 to 1811 code for a protein of 558 amino acids. NCBI's taxonomy places the organism in Eukaryota, Metazoa, Arthropoda, Thecostraca, Pollicipedomorpha, Pollicipedidae.